Molecule: messenger RNA, 1440 nt
Organism: Aspergillus puulaauensis
Lineage: Eukaryota; Fungi; Ascomycota; Eurotiomycetes; Eurotiales; Aspergillaceae
Product: DUF2841 domain-containing protein
Exons: 5
Coding region: 1-1440 (479 amino acids)
Source: RefSeq, a predicted model, not a curated record
AUGGACCCAUUGGGGCAAACCGGAAUGGUCAGGGACGAAGAACACCGUCAGAUGGUAUCGUACCACGAUAUGACUGCUCAGUCAGGGUCGAAUGACUUUCCUUGCCAUCAGCCCACUCAAUUUGCGCUCCCAUAUUCUCACUUUGCUAUCAUGUACAUCGACCACCGGGGGGAACUUCAGGCCGAAACAUCAUCAUCCAUUGCCGGGUACGAGAAGGCAAUUUUUACAGACGAGGUGCAAGACUGUUUUUUGAAAUUGGCGAAUGGUGAAUGGCAACGCAAUAUGCAAAACAGUCACUCAGGCAUGGCCUUGUCCAACUCUACUCCUUCCUGGUACCACCCAACCCAGCCACGGCCCGUUGGCCUCAUUCCCUGCGAAUGGCAGUCACUCCAGAACAAGCGGCACAGGCGCGGUCUGCGACGCGUUGACUCGGGUUCUGGACACGGAUGGGAGCCCCCUUCUCCUAGUCCGACCCUUAAGCGAUCAACACUCCGGGUCGGACAGACGAAGCUUCUAAGGGCGUACUACGAAAAAGCAUUUGAUUGUUUCCAACAACUCAAUUGUCGCGUGAUUGCAAAGGCUUUUGUCAAGCUGGUCGAGCCCCGAAAACAAGUCCUGCAUCCGUACAAUGGUCGAAGAACAGUGGCUGGAUCCUCCCAAGAGAAUGACCCAGAAAAGACGAAGCCGAAAUGGUGGCCCACCGGAGUGACUCAUAAGGAGCCUGAUCACCUGGGCAAGCCUGAACGGAUUCGGUUGCUGGUCCACAUCCUAUGUGAGCUGAGAGAGAGUCAUGGGGUCACUGCAGAAAAGCUGAAGGAUGCUGGACAAGAUGUAAGACGGCAGAUCGUACCGGCAAUGCGCCUACAGGUUCUAGAUGAGAUUUACUAUGUUCGCGGGAUGGAGGAACUUUACUUGGAUGGAAAAAUCAGUGGAGACACCACAAUCCAUGUGUCCAAUGUCCAUAUGGAGGAGGAGCUACAAGGGCAAAUGAUCAGCGAUAGUGCUUGCGACCCGCUAGCCACGAUGCCAGCUGUACAAAGAGACCAACAGCCCGUGCGCAAAUCACAGCGGGACAUACCAAUCAUUUCAGAAGACACCCAUUAUCCAACCAUGAGAAACAACAAACGACCAGCCGACUCUGAUUGCUACCAACCCAUAUCACCCGCGUCAUCCUCGCCGUCAGUCAGCCGCAAGAGUUCCUUGGAGAGGAAUCUCCCUGCCUACUCAUCCGACAUAGACCCGGCUAUACUAUCGGGGCCUGAGCCUGUCAGAAGUCCGUUGGAGCCCCAGGGCCUCCAUACUGCAGGGCCUACCUCUAUACCCGACUACUUUGCCCACCAAUUUGCAGCGCCAUCUACAGCACAUAACACUCAUCCCGGAUACUGGGGCACAUUGGCGGCACCUAAUGUACAUCCGCAGUUUGCCUUUACCGGAUAUUAA